Molecule: messenger RNA, 975 nt
Organism: Diaporthe amygdali
Lineage: Eukaryota; Fungi; Ascomycota; Sordariomycetes; Diaporthales; Diaporthaceae
Exons: 3
Coding region: 1-975 (324 amino acids)
Source: RefSeq, a predicted model, not a curated record
AUGGCAGCGUACCACUUCCUCUGUGUCAACUAUGCGACCGGCGAUGAAAUUAUCCUCAUUGGCUUUUCCCGUGGCGCUUUCACAGUCCGCUAUCUUAUCAAGUUGGUUCAGGAGCUCGGCCUCCUAGCUGGUUUGGAGCUCGGAGAUCUGCAUGAAAUAUUUGGUCGCUGGUGGAAGACCGCAAGUGUUAGGGGAAAUGUGAGCCUAAAUCAGGAAGGCGAUCAUCCCAGGAAUCGUCCUCAAAUCCCUAUCAAGGCGUGCGGUCUCUGGGAUACUGUCAAUUCUGUCUGGAGUACCGACCUGCAGACAGAGAUUAUGGGGGUUGAACACGUCUUUCAUGCUUUAUCUCUACAUGAGCAUCGUUAUGAUUUCCAGGUAGUCAUGGCAAGUGUUCCCGAUGGAGAGCAGCAUCUUGAACAGUGUUGGUUCAGCGGAUACCAUGGGGAUGUUGGCGGUGGCAGGGAAGAUGACGCGCUGGCGCAUCUGGCGCUAGCGUGGAUGAUGGGGAAGCUCGACAGGUUGAUAGAUUUCAACAAGCUUGCAUUUUAUCAGAAAGAGAUGGUCAACUCGAGAUGGAGAGCAGUUUUGAAUCGUGAUGAAGGCAGGCGCCUCACGUCGAUUGCACCGGAUUCAAGGACUCUAGGAUGGCGGGUAUGGGAGACCAUGGCAUUGCCUUUUCGAAAGAUUAUGAAUGUUUAUAGACGACCUGGAAUCACCGUUCCAGACAUUCAUGAGUACAUCCACCGGAGCGUCUGGAAACUUACGUCACAACACUCUGAGUUCUUAAAGCCAUGUUGGGCCCUGAAAGGAGUCACACCGGAGGACCCCACCAACGGGGUCAGGCACUGGACACCUCGAGAGUCUCUCCGACGCAUGCAAGAGACCAUGCGGAAGCGGGGCAAGACGAAGACAGAAAGAACCUUCUCAUCAGCUUUCAGAAUGGCCCAGGCGUGGAUGAUGACCAUGGAAUUGUAG